Molecule: messenger RNA, 411 nt
Organism: Heterobasidion irregulare TC 32-1
Lineage: Eukaryota; Fungi; Basidiomycota; Agaricomycetes; Russulales; Bondarzewiaceae
Exons: 1
Coding region: 1-411 (136 amino acids)
Source: RefSeq, a predicted model, not a curated record
AUGGGCACUGGACAUUCAAUAAAAUACUGCAACAAAAAUUCAGAUCGAGCAUGGUUGCGCCGUCGCGACACGAUGGGUGGGAAGCUAGUUAGCCGUGAAGGGCCCGAAGACCAGCGAUGCGACGACAGAGGAAGCUACGACGUGGCCGGACAGCAAGAGGCGGUGGCACAAGGGGAGAGGGGACUGAAAGCGGUGCCGGGGCCAUCAAUCGAGCUGAUACCAAGCACAAGCGAGAGCCAAGGCGCUGUGUCUGAGACUUACGACACAAAGGAGGAGCGGGUGAAUGGACGGCCGACGAUAGGCCGUCGUGAUCCCACAUCGCACGACCGUCAACGACGAGGAGGGCUUGCGAACACAGGCCCGAUGUGGCCUGAGGAUCGGCCUUUCUGGGCAGCAGAGAGAGAGACAUAA